UAAUUUCCGCGGCUCGUCGCCCAACUCAUGUGCGUUUUCUGCAAACCGUUGUUCCCUGAAGAACACUGUGGCCUGUGCGCGCAGUCCAGUGUGACCAGACACGACCAUUGCGCUAGUUGCGCGAAGGUGCCCGGCACGUUCGCGCGUUUCGCGGCUGGACUCGUGAAUUUGCGCCCCGUCUGCGCGAAAAAGCGUUUCUUUGAGUGGAAAGAGGCUUGUUUUUUGUGUUGGCCCGUGCGAGGUCGCAGAUUUGACUCAGAACCCACGGGAGCGUCGCGCGCCGUUCGGGUGUAUGGACACCUCGCGACCAGGCGCGCGCGUGGCGACAGGCCAGUGCAUGAGUGUCACUUUUGCGACAUUUUGGAUUUUGUCGGCGUUUUUUCGUUUCUCUCCGUCCGCUCGCUUUUUUCGUGUCUUUGAGUCCCGCAAACUCCACCGAACUCCUCCGGCCGCGCCCUUGCUUCUCGCGUCCUGAAAAUGCGGCCGCUGGUCCGUGGCGGGACUGGACGGGGUCCUGGCCUCCCGGCUUCUUCCCGCCGUCAGACGACUGCGGAAGAGUCGCUUGCGUCCCCCUCGUCCGACGCCGGGCACUCCACGCGAUCCGCUGCUUCGACGUCUUCCACCUCUUCUCGGUCGACUUCAGCGCCUUCUGCGCCGGGUUCCCCGUCUGCAGCCGCUUCCCCGUCUGCGCCUGCAUCCCCGUGUGCAUCCCCGUCUCGGUCUUACCACGCAUCCUCGCGCGCCCCCAACGUUUCUAGAAGAGGCGAGAUGCUUGCUUCGCCUCGUCCCGUGGGCGCGGCUCUGCAGAAUUCCCUGCAGGCCGGCGAGACAGGCGAGUUCGAUUCGCGUUUCGGUGCGGAGCGUCCGUUCCCAGGCAGUGACUGGGAUGCCUCGCGCACGCUGCAGCUGCCCGCCAGAGAGGACUUGGUCUCUUUGCGGACGACACUGCGGCGAGGCCCGCCUGCGGGUACCCAUCUCACUCCCCAACCUCUCGACGACGACGAGUUCACGCCCAGAGACCCCCUCGAAGGCAGGCAGAAUGGACCUCUCAACCGGGUCUACAUGCGCCGACAGAAGGACGGCGCAGUCUUUCUCUACGUCUCUGCGCAAAUGGAUCAACACCUUCUUCGCGCCUUCAGCAACUACUCUUUCAACGGCUACAUGACUGUCCAGAAAUGGGUGCAGCUGUGCAUCGAUGCGGAGCUGUAUCCGCGCAACAAAGAUCCGGACCUCCUGAGACACAUUUUUCGGGGACUCGCCCACGACGGGAUGGUCAUCGAGUUCUGCAACUUCCUUCGCCUUCUCCUCAGACUCGCGCGGUACAAGUUCCGCAUGGUUCGCAACAUGUCAGAUGAAGAUGCCCUGAACGCGCUGCUGGUCCACCUCUUCUGCUUUCCUCGUCUGUUUCUGUCGGGAGCGCGCCUGCAAGACUGCGGGGUGCAGGCAGGUUCGACCUAUCAGGACGCAUGCGUCGGACCGACGAUUUUGAGCAAGGAACAGGGAGUCCUUGCCAUUCCGACCUGCAGUGUCUCCGCAGCCCAGACCUUCAUUCCGACGGAGGAUAAAGAGGUCACGAUCGAGCCUGCUGUCACCACUGCAGAGACUAUGACCCUCCCCGUGGAACUCUUGACCGCGGGCACACAAACAGAGAAAGAAGAGGAACCAGCGAAACCGCCGCAGCCCAAGUCGGAACUGGUUUCUCGGGACACCAUGACGGACGAUGUGGGGAAGCCUUGCGUCGUUUUCUUGGAAAGGCAAAACCCACAGAUAGAAGAGUGCAUCGCCCUCGAGGGCAAGGACGACAGCGAGCUGUACACGGUUUUUUGCAGCUGCAGCGAGUACAACUCCGAGACAUUUCAGAACUUGAUAACCGAACGCGCCUGCGCAGUUCUCUGCAAGGACUCGGGCAUCAUGGAGGUUCUUUGCCACCCCAAGUCUGCGAGCGUCUCUCCGCAACAAGCGCGCGUCAUCUACCGAGAAGUGAUUGCCUCGCGCUCUCGUAGGACUUGGCGUCCAGGCUCUGCAGGCAAAGGCUCCAGCUCCAAUGAGGAUCGCAGCGGAGGAGUCUGGACUUCUGGAGACGCGAGAGAAGGCGUCGCCGACGGCAAAGAUCCUGCCCAGGCCGUCCUUGAGGCCCUAGAAAAUGCAGAAGACUUCAGGCUCUCGUACCCAGAAUUCAAACUGCUUCUCUACAAGUUCAGUCGCGUCAUGUACGAGCACUUGAAGCCGCGUACUGGCUUCUUGAGGAUCGUGAGAGACAAAGUCCUUCGGAACUUCUUUGCACGGAGCAAGACCGCCUUUGGCAAGCCUUCGCAGGGUGAACAUACAAACCAGCGAGAGGCUUCCGACGGGAAGCGCGGCUUCGGCUACGACAUCGAUGACGACUCAGCGUCCGUCGCCGCCAGCGGGAGUCCACCUGGCGCGGGUGGGACUGGCGGCCUGCUCUCGCAAGCGAGCACGAGGAGACCCUCCAAGGCCUUCGACGCGACCGACGACGAGGAAACAAAUGCAUGCUACACAUCGCGCACCCACCGUGGAGAUCCUUCUCCGCGAGGCAGAGAAAGCGACCGGUACAGUCGCGCGAACGACGUCGCAGAAAGGGCAUUCCUAUCCACCCCCCAGGCUGCACAGUUCGGACCCAAUCCCUACGGAUUCCUCCCCUACUACAUGACGCCAACCAUGUAUCCCUCCUCCUACAGUCCUGCAGGAGUGAUGCCCACGUUCCCUGGGGGCCUCUAGGAGGCGCGGCGCAGAGGUUUUUCAACACCAAAGGAACCGCAGAACCUCCCGCGACUGUCGGAUGUCUCAUGUCUCCCGGGAGACACGCAGAUACGCCCGACUGUAGGGUAGCUGAGGAGCAAAAAGAACAUGCGUUUUCUUCAGUUGCUUGUCUGCGUUUUCCUACUCUCGCGAGUGCAAACGAACUUCUGCCCGAGACUCUUUUGAGAACCAAGGACCUCACGACUGCGCGGGUCCUUUGCGUUUUGUGCGAAGCUCACACAGUUAGAGAUGGCCGUUUCCAGCCAGUGAAUCCUCAGGCGGAGAAACGGCCUGUAAAAAUGGCGAAAAUACAGUUUAUGUGGAUUUUCAAAACGGCGAAAAAACGCGUUAUCUGACUUGUCUGUGGACGGUGCGGAGGUGCGGAAGCGAGUUGAGAAUCACUUGAGUUCUGCCUCUCCACCGUGGAAAUCAAACGACUCACAAAACUCUGAGGCAGAUCGUCUUGACUCUUCUCAGCCUCGGAGUGGAUGAGCUACUCGACAUCAGCUCCGUGCUCUCUUGCAAAAGAGAAACAGCGAGGAACGUCGGUCCAAGACUAUCCGCUGGAAUCUGCAAGCUUAAAACCGUUUAGCGGGAGCAGUUGCCUGCCUCCCGUCAAGCAAAAGUGGACAGAGAUUCAGAAACUCGCGUUCUCAGGGUUCAC
This is a messenger RNA of Toxoplasma gondii ME49, 3424 nucleotides long. RefSeq lists its product as hypothetical. The transcript is spliced from 12 exons. Bases 478 to 2739 code for a protein of 753 amino acids. NCBI's taxonomy places the organism in Eukaryota, Apicomplexa, Conoidasida, Eucoccidiorida, Sarcocystidae. The record is from RefSeq and is a predicted model, not a curated record.